Papilio xuthus (Asian swallowtail) is the source of this 3622-nucleotide messenger RNA. It is a transcript of the gene key, whose product is annotated as NF-kappa-B essential modulator kenny. Lineage: Eukaryota; Metazoa; Arthropoda; Insecta; Lepidoptera; Papilionidae. The coding region runs from base 197 to 2164 and encodes 655 amino acids. The transcript is spliced from 16 exons. Gene Ontology annotation, molecular function: K63-linked polyubiquitin modification-dependent protein binding. Gene Ontology annotation, cellular component: cytoplasm; nucleus. Gene Ontology annotation, biological process: regulation of canonical NF-kappaB signal transduction. The record is from RefSeq and is a predicted model, not a curated record.
AAGCUAUCAUCUGUCAUCUGUCAAUUUCCAGUGUUUGCAAGAAAUAGAGGGUGGAAAAGUAAUUUUUUUCUCCAAACAAUUUUGUUGAUAACACCUUCAUGUCGUUUGUUUAUCGAACAGCUCGCAAUUGACGGGAAGUAAAGUGGCACUUAUUGCAAUAACAUAAACGCUGGGUGGAUACCACAUUCCUCAUUGGAUGAUAAAAAUGGCAACUAAUUCGAACUUGGUAAAUAAUGAUGAUGACUCGUUCAUCAUUUUGGGUACAUCACCAGGGACAAGUCUGGAUCUGAGGUGUAACGGUGUGGAAAACGGUGAUGCAUUAGACAAGAAGCAGAUUGAAGAUGCAUUGAAGGAUAUACCCCCUGAAGCAUCAAUGGCUUUCAAGGCAUACUUUCACAUUGGUGACACACCCUCUCCAGGCAGUAUGAUGAUUGCGAGCACAAUAGUAACAGAAGACAGGAGUACAGAGGAGCUGCAGAAGCGGUUCGGUGAACUCCUGGACGAGAACCUGGUACUCAAAGAGACCCUGAAACAGAACAACGAGUCUCUGAAGGAACAGCUGGACUUAAUAUCCUCUUGUCAAGACGACAUGUUAAACACACAUAAGAUACAUAGAGAAAAGUUUGAUGAAACUAAGAAUUUAGUGAAAAAGUUACGUGAAGAAAACAAGAUGUUGAAAGCGGACGCCAUGCGGCUGUCGGGAAGCACGGGGGGCGGGGGGUCACAGCCGCGGUCCUUGCGGUCAGAGGGCAGGUCGGGGGCGUCAUCGGGCGUGGAGUUCGUGACGUCACCUGAUGACGACACAAUCGAUAAGCUGACAGCGCAACUCGAACUUGUCGAGAAGCAGAGGCGACAGGUUAUUGUAGAAAAUGAAAAAUUGACCUGGCAAAAGGAAUCCUUAGAGCACAUAGUUGACGCUACAUCCAAAGAAAGAGACGAAAUUAAAGAGAAAUUAAAAAAUAUUGAGUUACAAUUGUCUACAACAGAGAGCGAUCAUAGUGAAGAAAUAAAAAAAUUACAUUUCAUUAUACAAGAUUUGGAGAGACAACUCAAGUCUGUUACUGAAGCCAAAGCGUCUUCAGACGACAUCUCGGCCCGGGAUAAAAUGAUACAACAAUUGGAAGGUAAAAUCUCCAGCCUACAGAACGAAUUAAAAGUUGCACAGAUUAAGAUUUUAGAUCUAGAAAAUAUUAAGUUAGAAUUUACACAACACAAGUCGGCAGUAUCGGAGACAGUCAGAAUGUACAAGGAACAGAUACAGGAACUUUCCACCAGACUGAAAGAAGCACAGACUACCAUGUUCCAGCCAGUGCGGCUGUCAGUCAGCUCCGAGUCUGACAGUUUGUCAGAGUUCGCGUCCUUCACCACCAAUGUGAAGUUGUAUGAUAGAACUCUGAAGCAUUUAGCCGACUUCGUGAACGCGCUCACUACAGGGUUGUCGGAUAGUCUAGUGCAGACUUUAGGCACAGUGGCGAGUCUGUACGACUACAAGCUAGAGCGAGCCUCCGUCGACAGGUUCAAGUCCGGCCUCGCCGAGGUGAAGCAGCAACUGGAGAGACAACAUAGUUACACCCUUAAUAAUAUAGGCAAACUGCGCGGUAUGCUGUCAAUCUUCGAAGGCAUAUUUAAGGAUUACAACGAGCUCUUAAAGAAGACGCUCACCAAGACUGAAAACCAAAGUGCCAGUACGAAUAGCGCUGGCAGCAGCAGCGGCAGUGUGGAGGCUCUGACGUCAGCGCUGGUGGCGCGCGGGCGCGAGCUGCAGCAGCUGCAGACUGAGGUGCAGCAGCUGCGGGCGCGACACGACGACGCGGAGCUGCUGCGCGCGCAGCUGCUGCAGUACAAGAGUGACUUCGAGGCGGAGAGAGAAGCCCGUGCAAAGAUGGCGAGCGAAAAGGACGAUGUUGUGACGGACUUCCGGACCUCACAGAAACGCAACCAAGAAUUGGAGAAGCAGCUAGACGAAGUUCGUAAGCUGAGUCCAGGUAUCUUCCGCACUGUGACCAGCAAGAAGACCACUCCGAGCUCCAGCCCCACCGCAGCCGGCACGACCAGGACCACUACUGGCAAUGUGAUGUACACCUGCCCUAAGUGCAUGACGUUUUCAAGCGAUCAGUAUAAAGUUAUGGAGGAUCAUUUCGACUUCUGUUUAGACGACUUCUAACUCAAAUUAGUAUAACGCUGGUGCCAUCAUUUUAAAAGAUUAAAUUACGAUCAUCUUUUUAUAAGCAAUCGUCUCCUUUUAGUCAAGAUUAGUUACCCAUUACGUACUUUCCUAAACAAAUUUGUAUGUAGCAAUAUUUUUCUACAUAAUAAAUCUAUUAUUAGGAAUAUAUGAAAUUUAUAUAUGUACAGUACUAGAUAAUAAAUUUAUACAGGUCAUAACCCAAAUAUAUAAAUAUAAAAGCUAUUGUAAAUUCUUGGUUGCAGUUAACUAUUUGUAUUUUUAUACAAGAAAAAUAUUUUAUUAACAAGCUCAUAAACAAUCGAAAAUUCAUAGAUUACUUAUUUCCGUCCGGUCUGCAACAAAUAGUCUUUGAAUUUUUUCAUCUUUGACCUUUUAUUUUCCCGCGCAAAUAUCCGAGCUGUCUGAUUAAUUUUUAAUACAAAACUGUGUUGCAAGUUGUCUAACAUAAAUGCAUUAAUCUUACAUGAUUCUUUUAUCGGCAUAUUUCAUAUAAGAUAUGAAUUAAAAAAGUUUUUUGAUCAAUAAAUUCUCGUGCCAUGUGAUAUCUUUAAUAUAGUUCUAUGCAUAGACUUAUAUCUCGAGAUGGAGCGUUUGGAGCAUAAAAGUGAUACGAAUUCGGAGGCCCUGCGGGGUAGACAACAUGCAUUCGCUCCGACGCGAUUCCAUAUCGAACUUCAAAACUAUGUAAGACCGAAUAUAACUUUCGAUAAUUCACGUGACUGUCGCGCGUCUUUUUUAUACAUUUUUGAAGUUCGCUAUGGAAUGUCUUAGGAAAUGCACUUUGUCUAGCCCCACUGAGAGGCCUUUUUGUGGUAAAUUUCCCCAGUGUUGUCCUCUACAAUACAAAAUAUGUAUAAAAAAUAGAGUGUAAAAAUUGGUCGUGAAAUUUUUUAAAACAGUAAUUAAUAAUUUUACAACAUAUUAUAUUAUGAUAAGUAUGUUUUAACAAUAAUGAACAUUUUAACAAAUAUAGUAUAUUUUCCUCUUAAUUUUUUGUACUUUUUAUAUUACAUUUUCCCGAAUUCGGGAAAAUUUUCAUUAUACUGGUAAACAUUUGCGACACUAAUGACAUUUCGAAAAUCGUCACAUUUUCAAACGUCAAAGUUGUAUGAAACGUUCCAUCUAGAGGUCAUAUAUCUAUGUUUCUAUAUAUAAAACAUUUCAUUAGAAUAGAUUAUAAAUAAAAAUGUUAUUCCACGAAAUGUAUAUAAAAUUAUGUCAUGUGAUUUGUAUUUUAGCGUUGGCCAUAGAUUUGGAGACGUUAAGCCAUUGUUAUACCUGUUUACCCUAUUUAGAUUGGGUUCGUGAUACAUUUUCAUAUGAGAUUGAAAGUAUACGAUUAUCGAGUGCUUGAAAAAGACUGGUUUGGUUAUGUUUUUAAUAUUAGUUUGACGUAUUUCUCAAUAGUGAAAUAAAAUUUUGAUUUUUUUUGAC